Phycomyces blakesleeanus NRRL 1555(-) is the source of this 591-nucleotide messenger RNA. RefSeq lists its product as hypothetical. The transcript has 2 exons. NCBI's taxonomy places the organism in Eukaryota, Fungi, Mucoromycota, Mucoromycetes, Mucorales, Phycomycetaceae. The coding region runs from base 1 to 591 and encodes 196 amino acids. The record is from RefSeq and is a predicted model, not a curated record.
AUGAAGCUCUACGCACUCUUAUCCAUCCUCAUUGGCGCCGCUAGUGUCUCUGGCCAGUUGACAGCACCCACUCGAAACUAUAAUGUCACUAGCCCUGUCAGCAAUGGACCAUAUGUGAUCGGCCAGAUUUUGCCUUGUACUUACCGUCUCUUUUCAGACGUCGAUAGUUCAGCUCUAAACUUGCAGGUUACAUUGGAACCUACUGCACUUCCAUCUAAUGGAUCGCUUCUAAUUUCUGCCAAUGCUGAUGUGACCAAGACAGAUGCUUUUAUCAAAAGAGAUGGAAAUCUCACUUACUAUGAGCAUUCUAUCAACUUCAACAUCCCUUCUACAGUGAAGCCUGGUAACUACAAGGUUGUCUUCCUUGACAAGUCUACAAACACCCAGCUCCCUGUCCCUAUCGAGGUCCGUCCUCCUGCCGUAUCCACAUCCUCACUUGCCAAAGCAUCUGCAACCAGUAUUCCCGGCCAGACCCAAUCAACUGGCAGCAUAUUUACCAAGAGCUCAGAUUCUACUAUGAACUAUCCUGGAUUGAUAACUGUACUUCUCCUCGUUUCCGUUACUAUGUCUGCAAUGGCUAUUGUUCUGUAA